This is a messenger RNA of Blepharisma stoltei, 1616 nucleotides long. The record is from the annotation of a GenBank genome assembly. Lineage: Eukaryota; Ciliophora; Heterotrichea; Heterotrichida; Blepharismidae.
AUGGAACAAACUGCAACUGAAGAAUGGAAACAAAUGAUGCAGGACUACUCCUACAAAAAAGCCAACCUUCCCUGAACUAACCCUCCUCCUGUUGUCCGAGUCCGGCAUUCUGACAUAAGAGAGCUUGAAAGUCGUUAUAAUCCAAUCCUCCAAGUCUAUACAAGUCCUGAAGUUGAACAAAAAGUCCAAGAAAUCGAACAAGACCGUUUUAUCGACACUUUAGCAAAAAAUAAAGACAGAGCUCUUCGCUAUGAGCAGACUUUUGAUGUCGUAAACCUAGAAAGUAAGCUAAAAGGCUUAGAAGGACUUCCAGGCUACCCUGAAGAAAAAGUGCCUGACUAUAAGCGCAGGAGGCUUGGAAAUAACACUAAGGCAGAUUACAAUAUAAUUUCGUGCCUGGAUUUUGCAGACCAUCAUUUCUUACCUCCAGAGCAGCGGCCUCCACGGCCUGAAGUCAAGCCUCAGACUUAUAAAAUUUGUGCAGUUGAAUAUAGAGAUUUUGAUAUAAUCACAAACCGAUAUCUGCAGCAUCAUGAUGAAAAAUCAACCAUUGAUAAAGAAGCUUAUAAGCAGCAAGCUGCUGAGUUAUUUUGGAAAACCCAUAGCUUUGACCCUGUAACUGUAAGCUACGUUGACCCAGAUAAGGAAGAAGAAUUUCAGAAAAUCCGUGAAGAAAGAGAAAAAGUCCAUGGAAAAGACCAAAUAGAAAAAUUGCCAAAUGGGGUAAAAUACAGUGAGGGGGCGUUGUAUCUUUUUAAUUGAAGGUGGUUUCCUAGAGAUUUGCCUGAUUGGUUUACGCGUUGCCUGUAGACCUUCUGGACUUCCCCUUUCCAGUUCCAAUCCCUCGCUUUCCUUUAAGAUAAAAUCCAACCCUGAAAGCGGACAAUGGCUAGGCUCCACACAAUGCCAGAAUUGCUUACCUAUCAUUUUUGUCCAUUUCUGAGUUGACGAAGCCUUGUCUGAUAUAAUCAAAUAUGUGCCCAAGGUUGAUGGCCUGGCCAAGGACGCCAUAUUUAUUUAUAAGGACGUUGUAUCAACCUAUUAAUAUGAGAGUAGUUGAUGAAAAAAGAUUGCAGGAAAUUGAUAUGAAAAAGAAAAUGGCUAAACAAAGAUAUAAUGCAAGAUAUGACUAUGAAAAAGAGGUAAAGGAGAAAGAUGUGGUUUUAGAUGAUAAAGUUAACGAGCAGACUCUGAAUAGAAUCAGGCAUGAGAGGUUUAUGGAGACCAGAUAUAGAGGGUACAAUAUUAUAAAUAAUGCAGCUUUUCAAGGAAAAGAUUCAGAAAAACUAUAUGAUCCAUUAACUAAGCCAGCUGCGUCACUUUGGCAGAGAGCGAUGAGCCAAGCACAAAGUGAAAAUGGCCAGAAAACUGAAAAUUUGCUAAUCUUCCUCAUAUUUUUAAUUUAAUAAAUUUAUUUAUAUAAAUUUGACAUAAAAAUUGGAGUAAGCUCAUUCAAUAAAACUUCCCCAGAAUUCCGGCAAACAAGCGAAAAACAGGUUUCCAGACCAAUUUCCCAGGUGUCAAGGCCAAAUUCUGACAAAGUUUCAGUAUCUUCCAGAAUGUCUACUCCUGGCGCUAGGCCAAUUCGCAGUUCAGGGUUCCGUAUUGUAAGCUAA